UUCUACGAUCGAUCGCGCCGAUGGCCUGGACCCCAGCUUAAUUUUCAACAUGGCGGCGCGAAAAUACAAUUUUUUAAGAACGCCGGCUUGAAUCGAGUUGUUUAUGCCAGAGAGCAAUGCCUGAUUCUGAUGUUGAAACAUCUAUCACUUACCUGUGCUAAAUUAUGGAAGAAUUAAGUGAAUCAUUGGCAGCCUCAUUUCAGAUUUCCAACAAUCCCAAUGAUACAUCAAGUCCUCAUCCAAGAUUGUCAGAGUACAAAAUAAAACCAAGCAAUGUCCCCGACCAGGAGACAAGGAGAAGGCGAAUACUUGAGGAACAAAAAAGCCGUCGAAGUGACCGUGUCAACUACGCUCGAAGAUUGGUCGAAGAAGAAGAUGACAUGGAGGUGGAAGACGCCCAAACGAAGAAGAAAUCCACAAAUUUAAAAAGAGCGAAGAAUCCCUUCAAGAACCAGUUGAUGAUGUCAGAAUGGCUCGUGGACCUUCCCGAGAACUUCGACAAUGAAUGGACUAUGGUUAUAUCGCCUAUCGGAAAAAGAUGCCUAAUUGUAGCUUCCAGGGGUAGAACAACGUGUUACACUAAGAGUGGGUACAGCUUAAACAGAUUUCAAUCUCUGCUUCCUGGUGGUUGUCGAGACUCUGGUAAACCUUCAGACUACACGCUCCUGGAUUGUGUAUACAGCGAACUACAUCGAACAUUCUUUAUCCUCGAUGUGAUGUGUUGGCGUGGUCAUCCAGUUUACGAUAGCGAGACAGAAUUCAGAUUUUAUUGGUCGAAUACAAAGCUUGGUGAACAGCCAGAACUGGCCAAGGAAAGCAAACAGAAUCCGUAUAAAUUCAUGGCAGCAGAGACGUGUUCGUGUGAUCGACAAUCGAUUUUCGACGCACUUGCCUCAGAGCGACAUUACCAGAUUGACGGCAUUCUUUUCUAUCACAAGCAAGCGCAUUAUCACCCAGGAAACACGCCAUUGGUCGGCUGGCUGAAGGUCUACAUGAUUCCGGAAAUAUUAGGAAUGGAAGUUCCGGGAAAAUACCUUCAAAACGUCCCAAAAGUUCACAAACUAACGUUGAUAAAAGAAAAUGAAAAAUUUCGAGAGAAAGGAACGAAGGGCGAUGAAAUGGACGUGGAUAGGAGUGGCAAGAAACGAGGUAAGAGAAAAAAUACCAAAAGCAAAGAGAUGGUCGUUGAUGAAGAUGACCCGAAGGUAGGAAAAAGUGUCGAGGAAAUGGAAUAGAAGCAUUUUGUGGUGUGCCGUAGGGAUUAAUGUAAGGGAUAAAUCGCUUGGUCGGGUUAGCCACCUUGAAGCAUGACGACAAGAGAAAGACUAUUGCUUGCGUUGAUAAACAAUGUAGCUCUUGUUGGAUGGCAUUAACAGAGGGGAACCGAAUCGAUUUGUGGAACAAUUAUAGUCACAAAAUCAAGUCACAAAGUCUUGACGAUAUUUCAAAACAUUUUGGUUAAAAGAUUUUGAUGACCUGGGAGUGACAACCCCUUGAUAUUGACAAAAAAGUGAAGUUGUUAAAUCGACACUAGACAUGACAUUGUUAGCUGUCAACAACCAACAAGUUUUCCUUUCUAAGAAAUGGAAGUUAUUUGUGAUUGACAGCAACUAAAGAGAGACGAGUUUAUUUUCAAACAUGCAGAAGCAAAAACAACUUGAUUCUCUUUGAGUUGAGUCAAGAACACAUUUAUUUCAAAUUCUAUUCUCAGACACAAAUACAAGUAUUGUUGUACGCGAAUGGAAUUUACGUUAUGCAAUGCAUAGUUUUAGAGACCGGUCGGUGCUAACCACAAUUAGGGCCAACCCAUUUUGUCCGUUUAUUUCUACUUGGCAAAAUUUUUUGUAAAUUAAACUUCUAAGACACUUGGAAAUUUUUUUGAAAAAAAUUUAAAUUUGAUUUGUCUAUUUGCAUUAGGAAUCAAAUCUAUGACUUUCCGAUGCCUGUGAGAUGCUUUGAUUGCUAGGGUUCGGAGGUAGUUUACAAGAGCGAGUGUGGUAAAUGUGUAUUUAAUAUGGCAAUACCUGUGGAUAGAUGAGAUUGAAUCCUUACAUGUGCCACUUCCCUUGAUGUGAGGUAAUUUCGAAACUGGUUAAAAUAUCUUAAACCCGAGUGGAAAUCUUAGCAAAUCAAUUCAGACCAGAAACAGUUGAAAAAAUACGUGAACUAUAUGUUCUCCAACAUAGAUUGAACGUACACCUAAACCCUUUUUAAUGUUAAUAUUUUGAUUAUUUUCCUGCAACUAGUCAUUGUAUAUAAAAUAUGUAAAACUCGUCCGCCACUUCAGCACUCCA
Molecule: messenger RNA, 2294 nt
Organism: Dendronephthya gigantea
Lineage: Eukaryota; Metazoa; Cnidaria; Anthozoa; Malacalcyonacea; Nephtheidae
Product: snurportin-1-like
Exons: 10
Coding region: 165-1235 (356 amino acids)
Biological process (GO): protein import into nucleus; snRNA import into nucleus
Cellular component (GO): nucleus; cytoplasm
Molecular function (GO): nuclear import signal receptor activity; protein binding
Source: RefSeq, a predicted model, not a curated record